UUCAGUGAGGGACACCCAGAGACCCAAGGCAAAUUAUCACUAUACAAAAUGAGAGUUCUUUUGGCAACAAUUGUCUGCUUUUCCACACUCUCUGUGCUUUCAGAGGCUGUUGUAGUGAAAGAUGGAGAUUUCACUUUCUCUCUGGAGGCUGUGAAGAAGCUGAAGGAUUUGAUGGACAGCGUUGAGUUGAAAACCUCUCGCAUGUCCAGCUCUGCAGUGCUGUGUGCCAACCCAGCCCUGCCAGAGGAGUUCAGAGCAGUGUGCCAGAGCACAGACAUGAGCAUGGUCUUCUCCAGACUCAAAACAGUGGCUGAUCAUGGGGAUAUCUGUGAGAUCUGUGCCAUGGCUGCCUGCACGGGAUGCUUCUAA
This is a messenger RNA of Polyodon spathula (Mississippi paddlefish), 369 nucleotides long. Its product is annotated as guanylin-like. Gene Ontology annotation, cellular component: extracellular region. NCBI's taxonomy places the organism in Eukaryota, Metazoa, Chordata, Actinopteri, Acipenseriformes, Polyodontidae. Gene Ontology annotation, molecular function: guanylate cyclase activator activity. The transcript has 3 exons. Bases 49 to 369 code for a protein of 106 amino acids. The record is from RefSeq and is a predicted model, not a curated record.